This is a messenger RNA of Colletotrichum lupini, 1551 nucleotides long. RefSeq lists its product as uncharacterized. The coding region runs from base 1 to 1551 and encodes 516 amino acids. NCBI's taxonomy places the organism in Eukaryota, Fungi, Ascomycota, Sordariomycetes, Glomerellales, Glomerellaceae. The transcript has 9 exons. The record is from RefSeq and is a predicted model, not a curated record.
AUGAACCACAUCAUGGGGCUAGAUGCAAAAGGCCAACCAGCGGCGUGGCAGAAAGCCAGUCAGAGAUGCUCAGUUACUACUACUAGUGGCAGGUCACCGAUCCAGCUGGCCCGACUCCCCCGAUACUCGAUGCUGUAUCACCAAGAUCCCGGGCGUAUCCUGGACAGCGGACGAGCCAAGCCAGCUUCACAUCCCCUCACUGUCACGCUUUCUGCGACAGCCACCGUUGGCGGGGGCCCUCCGAGUCCCGAGGCUCUUCUCCACCACUCACAACGGGAAUCUUGCUCCAGCACUCUACAGUACGCAGUGCGUACGAAGUACUCGAGAGUCGUAUGGACGAUGGUACGGUACAGUUGUAACAAGGUGGACGGAAUAUUGCCCAGGGGAAGAACCCGGGCCCCAAUAACAGGUCGACAGAGCCAUGGUGUGCAACCAAAAGCGCCUCUCCUUGGUUUGGGUUCUCAGGAGAGUUACAUUCCCCCUCGGUCACUGACCUCUGCUAUAGAGACUGAGUGUGCCGCCAGCUCAGAUCAGCAACGUCUGCAGCUCCAGCUUGUUGUCAAAGCGGGCUCCCCUGUUUCCUUUCCUUUGGCGGACGCAAUUCUGCUUUCCGACCGACUUCUGCCCUCUGGCUUCUGCCCUGCCAGCCUUAGCCCGUUUGUAUCCCCUGCUUGCUCGUCCUUUGCCCCCACCCACAAUGAAAAACCCCAUCACCAUCAUAUUCCCCCCUACCCCUCCCCAUGCAACGCAUCGCCCUGCUACAGGCACAGUCUAGCUACAUGCGCCAUAAUGAAAGGCAAGUUCACUGCAGACUCCCUUCAUGACCAUUCUCCGUGGGGCCUACAGUACGCAGCAUGUAUCUGGCGUUUCCUUGGCCUAGACUCAGAGACUGCUAAAGCAAUACAAGCCAGAGGUAUCCGUACUCAAAAGUCUCGACCCGACAUAUUCGUAUACAAAGAGUCAAGAAGCCAACUCUGGCCCCCAACACACGACACUCUUUCUUGUACUCCCGCUUCCCUAGCCGAACCCUACGCACACGGCCUCAUCGGCGCAUCCUGCAACAUCAAUCCCAUCUUGACACUCUUCACUUGUCACUCGCAACUGCACCGGUUCUCAAACACCACCCGCGUGGCUUGGAAGUCUUCUAUCCAUGCGCUCGCCUACCAUUCUUCUACCACGUCGUCUACCGCUCUCACUCCCCUCACAACAACCUGCUUCCACUUACGCCUCGAACCACGCAUAGAACCAACCCAAUUGGCAUCCUUAGAAACGCGAGACCGAUUGGACAUAAUCAACUGCCCGUCUCCCAUCCAUACCUUCGGUUCUCAUUUGGUGCCGCCAUUGGCCUCUCGCCGUCUCUUGCCACAUACUACGCCCUUCUAUCAUCUUAACACGAACACGCGCUCCCGGACCUGGCUUGUCCCCGGCACUUGCUUGGAUAAUCAUCACCCUCCCGCACACCAAAAGACACCGCCUCGCCUGUCUGCGAGUUUCAUGUCGCAGCAAUCUUUGGUCCAGACAUUAACAGUCGAUCUUUCACGCUCACCCUGA